AUGGACUCGGCAGCGGUAGCGAUGGAGAUCCCCCACCAUGACGCACCGGUGUCGCUGAAAAAGAGCCGUACCGCGGCACUGGAGGCAAUGGAGGACAUUGUCGCGGGCGUUGUCGGAAAAUACAUCGAGUACCCCUUCGACACGGUCAAGGUCCGCCUCCAAUCUCAACCCGACAACCAGCCCCUCCACUACAAGGGCCCGCUCGACUGCUUCCGCCAGUCUUUCAAGGCCGAGGGCGUCCGCGGCCUUUACCGUGGCAUCAGCGCGCCGCUCGUCGGAGCCGCGCUCGAGAACAGCAGCCUGUUCUUCUUCGAACGGAUCGGCCGCGCCGCUGUAUACUCGUCCGGGUGGACGGCCCAGGGCCAGGAGCUGUCUUUGUCGGCACUGUGGCUCACCGGCGCCUUCUCCGGCUUCUUCACGUCGUACGUCCUUACGCCCGUCGAGCUCGUCAAGUGCAAGAUCCAGGCCCCUCCCCGGGCCGACGGUUCGGCGGCGCCGCAGCAACUGCGCCCGCUCUCCGUCGUCCGCGACAUCUACCGCCACAACGGCAUCAGGGGCUUCUGGCACGGCCAGAUGGGCACCCUGAUCCGCGAGUCCGGCGGGUGCGCUGCCUGGUUCGGCAGCAAGGAGACAGUGACCAAAAUGUUCAAAGUGCUCAACGCCAGGUCGGCCAAGACAGAGGGUGAAAGAGACGCGCUGGCGGCAAAGCCGCUGCCGCUGUGGCAGCAGGCGUUGGCGGGCGCCUCGGGCGGCGUGUCGUACAACUUCCUCUUCUUCCCGGCUGACACGAUUAAGUCGCGCAUGCAGACGGCGGCCAUUGGUGACGCGGCGUUGAGCCGUUCGUUCUGGCAGGAGGGCGCGGCCGUAUGGCGGCAGCACGGGCUGAGGGGUCUGUAUCGGGGUUGCGGCAUAACGUGCCUUCGCUCGGCGCCCAGCUCGGCCUUCAUUUUCAUUGUUUUUGACGGCCUCAAGCGACAUUUUCCCCUGCAAUAG
This is a messenger RNA of Colletotrichum orchidophilum, 993 nucleotides long. RefSeq lists its product as uncharacterized. Gene Ontology annotation, biological process: mitochondrial L-ornithine transmembrane transport. Bases 1 to 993 code for a protein of 330 amino acids. The record is from RefSeq and is a predicted model, not a curated record. Gene Ontology annotation, molecular function: L-ornithine transmembrane transporter activity. NCBI's taxonomy places the organism in Eukaryota, Fungi, Ascomycota, Sordariomycetes, Glomerellales, Glomerellaceae. The transcript has 2 exons.